Molecule: messenger RNA, 3766 nt
Organism: Jatropha curcas
Lineage: Eukaryota; Viridiplantae; Streptophyta; Magnoliopsida; Malpighiales; Euphorbiaceae
Product: Phox (PX) domain-containing protein
Molecular function (GO): phosphatidylinositol binding
Source: RefSeq, a predicted model, not a curated record
ACAACAACCAUUCUCAUUUCGAUGUCCAUAAAUGGUGCCAGUUUUACCAAACAGAAACAAACAACCUCUUAACCGUUCAAAACAGAGAGCAAAAGACAACUGAACUGAUUCACAAAUCCUCACGGCAACACUCUCUUUCAAACACAAAGGUAAAAUCGCCUCUGCCACGGUGUCGCCUACACUCUCUGCAACUCCAGACUUUGAUUCGCUCAGUCCCCCAAUUUGAUUCACUGCUAUAAAACCAUAAUCUUUCUGUCUUUCCACUUUAAACGAUAUUCUCUCUUUAACGGAAUCAGAUGAUCAAUGGAGAGGGGCCUCAUGAGGACGUCUCUGGGACCACCUCUUCCGAUCUGUUCGAUUCUUUCCCGCCAAAGCUGUCCGGUGGUGGCGAUGCAUCUCCUGGAUCGCUGUCGCAGUACUCCUCUUGCGGAGGAGAAUCGGAGUUCGAGAAGUACUGCAGCGCAAACUCGGUCAUGGGUACGCCUAGUUUUUGCGGCUCGUUUGUUCCUCUUAAUGAUUUUACAGAGUCUGAGUUUGGUUCGUUGAGAAGUUUGGAUGGUAGUUUGGAGAAUUUUAGUUUGGGAGGGAGGUUGGAUAGGAAUAUGGAGGAGCAGAAAAUGUCUGGUUCGGGUUUGGACUGCUUGAAAGGGAAUAUCAAGGAGGGAAUUGCCGAGAAUGGUAGUAAUAGAUUGGAAAUGGAUGAUGGUGAAAUUACUUGUGGAGAAAGUAGCAGAAUGAAUAUUGGAUUGGGCAGUAGGCAAGAGUGUGUUAAUGUGGGACGUAAUGAGAGUGACUUGAGUGGCAGUGAUGUCAGAAAUGGUUUGAAUUUUAUGUCAGCUGGGUUUGAUUCAGAAAGGGAAAUGGAUGGGGAAGAAGAUGGGACCUCAUCUAGAUAUGAGCAUUCUGAAGCUGAUGAUUCAAUGUAUGGCUGUGGUUCUGAUGAUGAGAAUAGGAAGAGCUUGUACACCCCAAGGAACAUACAGUAUUGCAAGGAAGCAAAAGUUGAGAAUGAGAACCCGCUACUUAUCAAUACAUCUGUAGCCUUUGGGUCGGAGGAUUGGGAUGAUUUUGAGCAAGAAACUGGAGGAGGUACUCUUUCUUCUCUGAGCUUGAAUGAAUUUCAGGAGCAGAAAGAACAAAACUUUGAAGCUGAAAGUAGCCUCGUAAAUUCAAAGUCAUUGGCCACAAUAGGGGUGCCAGUUGUUGGUCUAAGAGAAAUAGGGGAAGAUGUAACCGCAGAACUUCCAGGCACCAGACUGGUUGAAGGCAAUGAAUUGGUGGAAGAUUUCAAUAGUUCUUCAGUAGUCCCUUCUAAUUCUCAGAAUUCUGACCUGCAGCAAGCAGAAAAGGUGAGAGACGUUCCUGUGGCUAUUUGCCAGGUCCAAGGAACUCAUGAAAUAGUCAUAGAUGACAAAAUUACCCCAAUCACAUCAUCUCAUUUACGAAGCUUUCAUAAACUAGAGCAAGAAGAUGUCAAAGACAUUUCUGUUGUCUGCAGUUUGGUCGAAGAUGCUAAUGACAGAAUGGAGCAUUUUAAGAGAUGUUCUGCCAGUGACAUCUUUGAGAUGAAGCAGGAUCCAUUUGUUGAAAAAAAUCACAUGGGGUUUGGAUCAAAUGUCGUGGAUUGCAGCAUGGAAAGGGAGGGUCUGUGUGAGAAAUCUGUGGAUAUCAUUCACGUUGAUGGUGGUAAAGUUUUGGAAAAGCAAGAAACUCAGAGUUUAGAAUUAAAACCAGAUCCCCUUUCUGACUCACCUAAUCAACUCUGUUCCCAUCCGACUGAAUAUUUUGACAAUGGAAGUGCAGAGUUCAUUGAAGACCAUAAACCAAAUUCAGCGAGAUUGUUGAUUGAAAGUAACAGGACCAGAACAAUGAAAAACACUCCUACAUCUGUGGAUCUUUCGGAAGACCAUCCUGCAACAGUUAAGGCCGACAAAGUUGAACUUGAUGAAUUUUAUGAUGAGAUUGUCAAUGAAAUGGAAGAAAUUUUGCUCGAUUCUAGCGAGUCUCAAGGGGCUAGGUUUCCUCAGGGUAAUCGCAUGUCCCAAGCUCAACUAUCUUUGCCUGGAAGAGAUGGUGGGUCAACUGCUUCCACUUCUGGGGCAGGUGACGCCUUCCCUCAGCCACUUAGAAUUGAUGGGAUUGAAGUAGUCGGUGCCAAGCAGAAGAAAGGAGAUGUCUCACUUAGUGAAAGGUUGGUUGGAGUAAAGGAAUUUACUGUCUACGUAAUAAGAGUAUGGAGUGGCAAGGAUCAGUGGGAAGUUGAACGCAGGUAUCGUGAUUUCUUUACACUCUAUCGUCGGCUAAAAUCAUUAUUUACUGACCAGGGUUGGACUCUUCCACUCCCCUGGUCCUCUGUAGAAAAGGAAUCAAGAAAAAUAUUUGGGAAUGCAUCGCCAGAUGUUGUUUCCAUGAGAAGUGUUCUUAUUCAGGAGUGCUUGCAUUCAAUUAUCCAUUCACGUUAUUUUGCUAGUCCACCAAGUGCAUUGCUAUGGUUUUUAUGUCCUCAAGAUUCACUUCCUAGUUCCCCUUCGUUACAAAAACCGGUGCCUUGGUCUGUAUUCUCUAAUAGAGGAGGAGAACCAGGAAACAUAUCCACUUUAGGGAAGACAAUAUCACUUGUUGUUGAAAUAAGAGCAUACAAAUCUACAAAACAGUUGCUUGAAGCACAACAUUAUACUUGUGCUGGAUGCCACAAACAUUUUGAUGAUGGUGUAACGCUAGUGCGGGACUUUGUGCAAGUACUUGGGUGGGGGAAGCCUCGACUUUGUGAAUACACCGGUCAAUUGUUUUGUUCUUCAUGCCAUACAAAUGAAACUGCAGUUUUACCUGCAAGAGUAUUACAUCACUGGGAUUUUAGUCAUUAUCCAGUCUCGCAAUUGGCUAAGUUGUACCUGGAUUCUAUACACGAGCAGCCGAUGCUUUGUGUGAGUGCAGUUAAUCCAUUCCUAUUCUCAAAGGUCCCAGCCCUGCAACAUAUUAUGAGUGUCAGGAAAAGAAUUGGAAGCAUGCUUCCAUAUGUUCGUUGUCCUUUCCGGAGGACCAUCAAUAGAGGACUUGGAUCUCGUAAAUAUCUUCUUGAAAGCAAUGAUUUUUUUGCACUCAAGGACCUGAUUGAUCUCUCAAAGGGGGCUUUUGCAGCAUUACCUAUGAUGUUGGAGACAGUCUCAAGUAAACUUCUGGAGCAUAUAACAGAUCAAUGCCUUAUAUGCUGCGAUGUAGGAAUUCCCUGCAGUGCCCGACAAGCUUGUAAUGAUCCAUCUUCACUUAUUUUCCCUUUUCAGGAAGGUGAGAUCGAAAGGUGUAAAUCUUGUGAAUCCGUAUUCCACAAACCUUGCUUUAAAAGACUUGCAAAAUGCACUUGUGGGGCAGUUAUUGGAGAGGAGAAGACCAUGGAGGCUACUAAUAAGCUGAUUCGUAAGGCUAGUGGCCUGCUAGGAAGGAGAUCGAGCUCUGGUUUAUCAAUGGGAUUUCUCUCUGGACUAUUUCCUAGGGCAAAACCAGAAACGAUGAACGAGCUCAAGGAUCAUGACACUGUUAUUUUAAUGGGUUCUUUGCCGAGCACUUCCCUUUGAUCACCUGUAAUUGAAAUGUACCAUUUGUAUAUUGUCUUUUGUUGUCUGAAUAACCAGAAGCUGCCUACGCCAUUGUAGCAAAAAUUUUGAGGCUGGGUGAGGGUAUUCUCCUUUUUCCCCUUCAAUUUUGGGUGUAUUCUUUGUAAAAUAUAUUAUCAAUAUCAUUGUUUUGUGAAAGUUGACUGAUUGUUUCA